Messenger RNA from Hirsutella rhossiliensis, 588 nucleotides. RefSeq lists its product as uncharacterized. NCBI's taxonomy places the organism in Eukaryota, Fungi, Ascomycota, Sordariomycetes, Hypocreales, Ophiocordycipitaceae. The record is from RefSeq and is a predicted model, not a curated record. The transcript is spliced from 2 exons. Bases 1 to 588 code for a protein of 195 amino acids.
AUGAACACAGCGAAAGGCGUCAAGGACACCAAGAUGGAGAUGCGCAGGAAGGCCGGGGAGAUUGCCAAGCUCAUGAAGAAGCAGUUGACGAAGGAAACGCUCGGCAAAGACAUACCAGCAAUCACCGAAUCUAUAACUCCUGACAUGGCCCGUGUUCUGCAUCAUGGCACGCCAGAAAACAGCGAUAACAAGACAUUCCAGAGAGCGCAACAGUGCCUGACAAGCCUUCAAGACUUGGUCAGAAGUUACGAAAUUCUGAACCAGGGCAGCAUUAACACCCAGGAGCCGACGCGGACUCACUGGGAUCAGGACGAGGCCAAUCUCAGGGCCUUGAACGAGAGCGCAAUGGGGGUGGCAUUCAGGAUUUUGAACGGCAUUGUGAUGCCUCAUGCCAAUAAUGGCCUGGUUGAGGAUCGAGCAAAGACCGACGGCAGCAGCGAUAUAGACACCAUGGCGACGGAACUUCUCGCCGAGGCGAAGCCACAGCGGGGAGACGUCACCUGGGGGAUGACUGCUCGGGAUAUUUUCAGAGUCCUCUCAGGAACCGUAGGGCUGUUGCCAGAGGCGCAACAGAAAUCGCAUGGAUGA